Messenger RNA from Dendronephthya gigantea, 1097 nucleotides. RefSeq names its product enoyl-CoA hydratase domain-containing protein 3, mitochondrial-like. The transcript has 10 exons. Bases 21 to 911 code for a protein of 296 amino acids. Gene Ontology annotation, cellular component: mitochondrion. The record is from RefSeq and is a predicted model, not a curated record. NCBI's taxonomy places the organism in Eukaryota, Metazoa, Cnidaria, Anthozoa, Malacalcyonacea, Nephtheidae. Gene Ontology annotation, molecular function: hydro-lyase activity.
UGUGUGUUAUGUAAAAUAAAAUGGCGACUCUCAACUAUAGUGUGCAAACUUUUUUAAGACAUUCAAGAAAAUGCAAUGUUAUAAGCCGAAGUUUCAGUGGCGCAUUUACUGCGAACGCUAAAGAGUCCACCCUCACCCUUGCCAGCUUUGAGAACAGAGUGGGGAAAAUUGUUUUAAAUAACCCAAAGAAAAGAAAUGCACUUUCACUUGAAAUGUUGGCAUGCAUUGAAAAUAACUUGUUGGAAAAUGUCGAAAGAAAAACACAAGUUGUGAUAAUAUCGGCCAAUGGUCCAGUAUUUUCAUCUGGUCAUGAUCUGAAGGAACUGACUAGGCAGACUGGAAGCUCAUACCAUAAAGAAAUUUUUGACAAAUGCAGCGAAGUUAUGUCACUAAUACAGGAUAUGCCAAUACCAGUUAUUGCUCAAGUGAAAGGUUUGGCAACAGCAGCUGGUUGUCAACUAGUUGCCAGCUGCGAUAUGGCUGUGGCUGCAACAAACACACACUUUGCUACUCCGGGUAUAAACAUUGGCCUAUUCUGUUCAACGCCAGCUGUUGCUCUUGGCAGAGCUGUCCCUCAUAAAAUCACAAUGGAAAUGCUGUUCACCGGAAAACCAAUUUCAGCUGAAGAUGCAUUCCGCUAUGGUUUGAUCAAUAAAGUGGUCCCAGAGGAAGACUUGGAGUCAGAGACAAUGAAACUAGCAGAGCAGAUUUGCACAACAAGUCAGCCUGUGGUAGCCAUAGGCAAGAAAUGUUACUAUAAACAGAUCACACAAGAAAGAGACGAGGCGUACAGAAUAGCUGGCAAAGUAAUGGUUGAUAAUUUAAAAUUGGAAGAUGGCAAUGAAGGAAUUAAAGCCUUCAUUGAAAAACGAAAACCUAAAUGGACUCAUGCCGAAGAUGUGAACAAAUGAUAAAAAUAUAAAAGCUAGUGUAUGGAAAUAUAAUAAAACUAUUGGGAAAAACAAAGAUUGGAACAAAUGAUAAAUUAUAACAAUACCUAUGUGUGUAGGUAGUAUGAAAAUGUUAACAUGUAUGUAUAAAUGAUAUGGUAUGCCUUCAAUGGACUAAUGUAGUCUAUGGAGAAGCAUUGAUUUCAA